GGCACGACCCCGGAAGCCAACGAGGUCGGCCACAUGUCAAAUCCCCACCCUCGCACAACUAUGCGUGCUGACAAAGACCUGUCACAAGGAACGAAAAUAAAUAUCAUCAUACGUGAAUUCCCAGUAAGUCUGACCCAAUGUGACACCGAGCAGCUGCCUUAGGGUAUGCAACAAAGCAGGCAAGGCCACGAUGCGAAGCCUGGAAAAAGAGGUGAUCAGGCCCAUUCCUGCUUGGCGAGAUCAAUAUGAGACUGCACAGUAAUGGCUCGCAACAGCCAUUGAUGGCCUAUUUCCAUGGUAAAACUGAGCAGAGAGGCCGACAAUUCCUACCGGGGUGGAGAUGGAAUAUGGAAGACGAGAGUGGCCGUUGACUUUAGCCCAGAGGAAGAGUUGAUAUGGUCAAGAGGAGUAUUUGUCAACCCGGCUGUUUAUGCAGCACCGUGCGGGACAACAGGCCCACUCAGUCCGGCUCUGCAGGAAACUAAGGGCUGACUCCAUGAUCCGUGAGUCCUGCAGGUCCAUUUGCUGUUGCUGCUCAAGCGCAGCGGAUCGACUCAGUACCUGAAAUGGCUUGUAAACGUUUUGAGGUACCGGCGGUGCCCGCCACAACGUCGCAUCAGGCAUGCGUGACGACUGCACAGUUUCUAAUCCUGAGUCCACCUGUGGCAGACGGGCUCCAUCCGAUCAUCCGCGGACCUCAUGCGGUGCAGCCAGUACUCCCACGAGCCCUGUCCAGAGGCGUUAUGGACCGACUCAAACGAAAUCCGCUAUUUCAAGUGGCACAUGAGCCGCACAGCACCACAGAGGAGCUGAGCAAGAGGAUUCUCGACGUCUCAAAUUCGCUACCGAUUGACGAAGACGAAAGCCAGGAGAUGGGGAAGGCGGGGAAACAGGAGGCGGAGGAGGACAAUGAGAUCCUGAUCAGAACCCUGAAGGAGAGGAGCCACCAGUUUCAAGACAAGGCAAAGCUCAACCGCCUCUGCUCGAAAGCAGUCGAGGAACAGAGCAAGAACACUAAGACUGCUUUCCAGAGCGUUCUGAGCCAGGAUCCACCUCCAAAAAAGCUCGUCGACAAAGUAACGGUGGCCAAGACUGCCAAGGCCCAAGCCAAUAGUAAGCCACCUGCAACUGCUGCUGCUGUUGCUGUUGCCGAUUCCAAGAAGCAACGGACACCGGUCGAGGAGGAGAGCACCGACAUAAGCCUAGCCUCGACAGGAUCGGCCGCAGGCAGCUCAACCGCUGAAUCUGGCAGUAAUAUGUUGGACCCCUUCGAGCCCAGUCAAGCCAAUCAUUUCCCCUUGAAUCAGGGCAAUAUCAAUUCCUCGCACGCUCCAGUGCCGGGCAGAAACAUGCGCCCAGAGUCCGACAUUGCGUCGACCGGCACUGCCCAGCAUCUGGCGCCAGCGACGACCGGUUCCGCGCCGUUGCUGAACGACACCGCAGCACCGCCGUACGGCCCGCUCUUUCCGAACUUCGCCGGUUCGCAGAUGAAUAACCUGUUUGCUCGCUACCCGCCAGGUCACGACUCGAUGGGUCCUGCGCCCCAUAUGCACCACUAUCCUCAUAUGGCAGGAGACGCGUAUGGUAAUAGCAGUUCGUUGUUCACGCCCAACACACAGCCAACCGAGCCUAUUGGUACCCUGACAUCGGUACUGUCAUCGCGCCCGUUCCCGGGGCCAGACCGACCUAACACCCACACAGUCGCCACCACCCCGCCGUACAGUCGAAAGCCACCCGGCAAUGACAAGGUCGCCUCGUCGUCAUCGUCCUCGUCGUCGUCGUCCAACUCAAAAAAGAAAAACAAAGACAAGAAGCGUCAGAUGUUCCCGACAGAAGUUACACAGGUCAUGAAAGACUGGCUAAAUGCGAAUAUUGAAAAUCCCUACCCAUCGGAAGAUGUGAAAAAGCGAAUAGCCAAGCAAACCUCACUGACGCUCCUUCAAGUCAACAACUGGUUUAUAAAUGCUCGUCGGCGCUUAGUGCAACCGUUGAUUGAUCAACGCUCUGCAAGUCUAAAUGGACAACCACCGAUGGUAGUACCAAACCUGAUGGGAAAGAAUAGAAGGAGAAGUCGUCCCACGCCAACAGAAAUGCCGUCGAACAGUCAGCUGCCGUCUGGCCAGCUGUCAGCAGCGGUGUCUUCGACCACCGUUGCCGUUUCGCCGAGCCGUCCGAAUGAGCUGAGCACGAACUUCUCCUCGAUGAGUUCUUUGACCUCAUAUCAUCCUGGUCAACCCUCACCUCCACAACCUCACCAUGGCCCAGGGAUGGCUAUGCAUCCCACUCAAGCAGUUGCAAACGCCUGGGCACCGCACGGCGCACACAAUCCAAACUCACUGAUGGCAGGCGCCGGAGGCAUUUCCGACUACCAUGGCUUUCAUUCAGCGUACCCAUCAGCGGCGAGUAGCAUGUACCGUGGCAGCGACCCUGGCAAUGUGCAGCCCCCACCUGUCACCCUGCCAUCUCCACCGCUCAGCGCCGUCAUACCGCAGUCCACCGCCCAGGAAACUUCGGCAGCCCAGCUGCAUCAACAACAGCCAGCUGGAGUCGCAUCUCAGGACAUCUUCCCCAACAGCGGCGGUUCCAGCAGCUCGGCCAUGCCCAUGUCGCAGAUGCCCGGCUUCAUGAUGGUCUCAUCGCACCACCAGGUACCGCCGUCGCAGCAGCAUCAUCUUGACCACAGAUCAAUGUACCCCGCUGGGAUGCACGUUGGCCCGGGGCCAGCGGGAAAGCAAGCGCUGCCGCCCAGUUUGAACCAGUCAUCUGGCCAAUGGCCGCCGCAAUGGGGACAGUUGCCCUCACAACAACAGCAGCCCUCGCAGCAACAGCAGCAACUGCCGUCGCAACAACAGCAGCAAAUGCCGUCGCAACAGCAGCAGCAGCUGCCCUCGCAACAACAACAGCAGCUGCCCUCACAACACACGACGCAGACUCAAUCCUCGCCUCAAGACACCGCGGCCAGCACGGAGACGGCAGGAGCGGCAGUGCUGCGGCAGUAAUCAGAACAGGUCGUGUGCAAUGUACAUAUGAAGGCAUCGUGUGAGUUCCGAAUAUUAGUCUUGAAACCUCUCCGUUCUUCCAUUGAACACUGGAUCUGUCUUCUUCAAUCCUAACUCUUGGCUGAGUGUAUCGACGUUGAUAACUACUUGAACCAGGGAAUCACAGAUGUCACUGCCUGGAUGUUGGUCUCGGACCCGAAUCACUCAAGCUGAGCCAAUACACAUAGUGCGAUGUACACGUGAAGUCGCCGCAGGUAGUCUGUCAAUGUUCAUUAUAACUACUUCUAGAAGAAUCGCAGUCGUUGUCACCCUGAGUCCUGAUACUCGUCUCAGACCUGGACAAAUCAACGUGAACGCAUGUACGUAGUACACAACGAACUUCUUGUACAAAUCCUAACAGUUAGUACCGGUUUUGCUCCACGACAAUAAUAACCAAUUUGUUUGUUUCUGAAGUCAAAAUGGCUUCACUUCAGUCCCCCCCCCCCCCCUCGUAAAGUUAAUUACUUUCUCAUACAGUGCAGGUCGAUUAUGAGGCAGGUUGUGCUCAAUACUACUGCAAAGCUUCCAAGUAGCUGCCUGUACAUACUCUCGUUGUACUGGCAACGCAGCUGGAUCAACCUGUGACCUGUCUUGCACACACCUCCACAUGCCUACAAGCCCAGACAACACUGGUGCAUAUUUACUCUCUUUUGGUAGUUUCUUCGGCUCUUUUGGUACUACGGUUUCUUUGGCUCUUUUGGUACUACGGUUUCUUCGGCUCUUUUGGUACUACGGUUUCUUUGGCUUUUUUUGGUAGUUUCUUUGGCCUUUCUGGUAGUUUCUUUGGCUUUUUCGGUAGUUUCUUUGGCCUUUCUGGUAAUUUCUUUGGCUUUUUUGGUAGUUUCUUUGGCCUUUCUGGUAAUUUCUUUGGCUUUUUUGGUAGUUUCUUUGGCCUUUCUGGUAAUUUCUUUGGCUUUUUUGGUAGUUUCUUUGGCUAUUUUCCAUGGGUGUUGCACAGCUUGUUUAUUCUCUUCCUUUCAUCUUUCCACUUGACAAUAGUACUGUAAACCUGGAAAAUUUAGGCAAGAUCGAAAACUUGACAAACUUAGCGAAUAGACCGAUUUUACCAAGGUUAAACCUUGCGGUUUCCUAGCGUUUCUAGAUCAGACAGGUUUUGUUUCAGAGCUCUAGCACUAGCACUCGGAUGUCGGGUGCCAUUUUGAGCAGUGGAAGUCUACGGCAUGCACAUUCUAGAUCUUGGCCGCAGUGAGAGGGGAUUUUUGAUGUGCAAAAAUUGAGACGCCGCUGAAAACACCGUCGAAACGAAAUCGCUACGGGAAUCUGUUGCUAAAUUUUCCGGUUUACAGUGCUCCAAGUAGUAGAAUGACGGCAUUUCAAAUGCUCUGUGCAUAUUCCUCCAGCUGUUGUGCCUGUAUUUUCCCCCUGCUUAUGGACUUUCCCAUGAUUUUUUGAGUGCCCUUGGUGACUUUAGUGAUAUGGAUACUGUUCAUCGAGA
Molecule: messenger RNA, 4494 nt
Organism: Sycon ciliatum
Lineage: Eukaryota; Metazoa; Porifera; Calcarea; Leucosolenida; Sycettidae
Product: trithorax group protein osa-like
Exons: 12
Coding region: 567-2999 (810 amino acids)
Biological process (GO): regulation of transcription by RNA polymerase II
Molecular function (GO): RNA polymerase II cis-regulatory region sequence-specific DNA binding
Source: RefSeq, a predicted model, not a curated record